CGGUAUUGCUGCAGAGUUGUCCUAUACAUUGCCUUUCCAUGUGUGUUGUACACAUUUAGCAAUGGUCUGUCCGGUGGGCAAUAGGAUCAUUGUUGCAAUCAGUGUUACUUUUAUUUUACAAUUAGCGGGGCUGUGUCUCCCUAACUGGGUGACGUCAGACUCCGGUGGGGAGUAUGGAGGAUUAUUUGCCUAUUGUGUAGGACCGACCUGUGAUUCACUACCUCUGAUAUUUCACAUGGAUAACGCGGAUUAUGGAGGAGUUGUUUCCCUUCACCUAGUAGGCACGGGCUUGUUAUUGAUCACCGUGUUUGUCGGCUCUAUCCUGGCCUGGAGGUCAGGCUGGACAAAGGUCACUUUCCUCGUCAUGUCCGGAUUCCUCUUCACAGCAGCCACCUGUAUUUGCUGUGGAGUAACCUGGUUUGUGUUGAACUUUUCAAGGGAGGGAAAUAUGUAUUUAAUGUUUACAAAGGAAAAUGUACUUAUCUCCAAUAGAAAAAUGAUGACGAGUCCAAGACUCAGUUUUGCCUUGUUCAUGUGUGCUGUCAGUGGGUUAAUGAGCCUCGUUUUGGGUGUCGUCACACACACCGUCGGCAAAGCGAAACCAAGGACAACUACCGUCAAGUACGGUAGCCGUAUCUUUCAUCUAGAACGGUUAGACCACGUGUGUUCACCAGAUCGAAAUACACGACAUGUUUUAAAGUCACAUGCAAGAACUGGUAUAUUGGUGGAAGCAAGACAUUUAUUAAGUAAAAAGAAAUUGUUUAUUCAUGUAAAUAGAUUGGAUGAUAGGAACGCUGUUACAUGAUUCCUUGUAAACGGAAAUGUGUGCUGAAUGGAAUAAUGCAUACUUCUCGUAAAUGUUGAAUGCAUUCUUUUGAUAUUCUUGUUGAAAAUGUGUUCAUGUAUCCAGGAAUAUGAAUGAAAUUCAAACGAAAUUCGAUGGAUUGUUUAAUGCAUAACAUAAAAGCAGGAAUUUGUUGAAAACAUGAAAAGUCCAGUUGAUAUAUACAGGUGUGUGAUGACCUAAUGUGGUAAUGUUUUACUCCUCCUACAAUCGUUGUUAAAGAACUAGUUACACACAUGUAUGCCAGUCAAUAACAUUCAAAUUCAAAUUCCCCGACGAAUGAGUUGUGAAACACAAUCCAAGGCCACCCUGGCAACUAACUGACCAUAGUUAACCAUGAUUAAUGUUCAAAUGCAUAUACAUAUGUUGACCUCAAUUGUUUAGCCAUGGUAAUAGCAUGGUUAGAUCAAAGUGUAUGGGUGGUUUGAACAUGUUUGUUGUAACCAUGUUUGACAACUGAUUUGUUUAUUUGCAUGUCAUUUAACGUCCUCGCAACAGCCAGGGCUAUAUGAAGACGAGGCUGGCCACUAACGAAAAAUGUCUAACCACGGUUAAUUGAGGUGCAUAUAAUGUUCUGUGAAGCUACCCUGAAUGGUUUUUAAGAAAUGAUAUAUAUUGCAUUUUUUGCUAUUUGCUUCUGUGGCUAAUGGAAACCAUAAAGAAAUAAAACCGAUAGCUAAAGGCAAAUCUAGACUAUUAAAAUUAAAUGCGAAUACAAUUUCAUGAAGUUAUAUUUAUAAUUUUCGAGAUAUACUCUAGAAACGAUGAUUUGCAUAUUUGGCCUUCUAUUAUCAUUAUAUCAGGACAAAUCUUAAAAAUCAAAACAAAAACUUUCCAAAAUUGAAAUGCACUUCUCAAAUACUGGAAUGAUGUGCAUACAAACUUUCAAAGACAAAUUCUACUGAAUUUGAAUACAUGUUUUAAUAACAAGAAAUAGAACAGCCAGCACCCGCCGUCUUUAUUAUGUUACAGCUGUGACGAAAACAACACUAUGAAAUUGUAUACAAUUUUCAAUAAAAUCUUAAAACACUAUGUAAAUUCUGUAAAUAUCAACGUCGUAAAGAGGCAAGUACUUAUGGGAUAUAUAAAAUGCGCAGUGUUCCUCCUAUUAUGUAAAUCCUUUAAAUACCAACGUCGUAAAGAGGCAAGUACUUAUGGGAUAUAUAAAAUGCGCAGUGUUUCUCCCAUUUAAGUGUUUUUGUCAUCUGUCAUUUCCGAUCACACAAAGGUUUCCAUCCACCCUCUUCAGCUUACCACUUUUGAAACUGGUGUUUGAACUCGUCCUGUACAUGAUGCGGUUGUUUUCAAUUAGCCGUAUAUACGCCCGGGCUUUACUU
Mizuhopecten yessoensis (Yesso scallop) is the source of this 2181-nucleotide messenger RNA. RefSeq lists its product as uncharacterized. The transcript has 3 exons. NCBI's taxonomy places the organism in Eukaryota, Metazoa, Mollusca, Bivalvia, Pectinida, Pectinidae. The record is from RefSeq and is a predicted model, not a curated record. The coding region runs from base 62 to 805 and encodes 247 amino acids.